AUGGGUAGUGCCGCCGAUGCCCCCGUGGCCCUGCCAGAGGCCCCCCCCGUGGGGGCGGCCGCCGGAGAGGAGAUCACGCCGCCGCCGCCGGCGGUGGCCAGUUGGCGGAGGCAGAGCCUGCUAGAGAAGGACACGGUGGUGCUGAGGGCAGUGGGGUGCCUCUUCUCCGCUCUGGCUUUCCUCGUGAUGGUCACCAACAAGCACGGCGAUUGGAAGGAAUUCGAGAAGUACGAAGAGUACAGGUGAUUUUUCCUCGAUCUUGUGAGGUGAUUUCCGCGGAGGAUCGUCUUCUUCAACACAGGUGAGGUGGGUAAUUUCCAUUUCCGCCGCUUUCCAUCCGCCAGGUAUGCGGUGGCGAUCUCCGCAGUGGGCUUCCUCUACACGGCGGCGCAGCUGGCCCGGCGGAUCCUCCGGGGGGACAAUUGGGAUGGCUUGCUGCCUCGGCGAGCGGCGGCGGCGGCGGUGGAUUUCGCCGGCGAUCAGGUAGGCAUCCUUCUCCGGCCGAUCCGCCCCCGCCGGAUCUGUGAAUUGGCCAUUUAGAAUGGUACAGAGACUGGGAAGAGCAAGCUUUUCUCUUUCCCCUUGGAGACAGGGGAUGAGGCAAUGCAGCAUACAGGGCUUGUCUCGAAGUGGCCUUUCUGUUUAACCAGAAGGUAGAAGAUGAUGGUGCACUCUCUCAUCAUCUAUCGGGCAGGGAAGAGAGAGAGAGAGAGAGAGAGAGAGAGAGAGAGAGUCUUCUUGGACUGACCAAAUGCGCUCUCUCUCUCUCUUGUUCUCAGUUGAUUGCCUACCUGCUGAUCUCGGCGCUGUCAGCGGCGAUCCCGAUCACGAAUCGUAUGCGUGAGGGAGCUGAUAAUAUCUUCACCGACGCGUCAGCGGCUUCCAUCAGCAUGGCCUUCUUCGCCUUCGCCGCCCUCGCCCUCUCGGCCAUGGUCUCUGGAUUCAAGCUUUCCAGGCAUGCUUAUAUAUAA
Spirodela intermedia is the source of this 971-nucleotide messenger RNA. NCBI's taxonomy places the organism in Eukaryota, Viridiplantae, Streptophyta, Magnoliopsida, Alismatales, Araceae. The record is from the annotation of a GenBank genome assembly.